GCCCCGUGCCAAGUCCCACCGGCGGGCCCAGGCCCAGAAGCGGAGGAUGGCGCAGCCGCAGCCAUGGACCCCCCAGCCGCCUGUCCCCGAGUUCGUUGCUCGGCGCGGUACAGGGUACCGCCAUCGCGUGCGGAGAUGGCCGACUUCGAAGCUGACCCAGCGCAGCUUCAAGUUGGUCACUCCUGCCCUGCAGCCGGACCAGAAGAUGGUGUUCGUCGUGGGAGACUCCCACCUGCGGGCCCUGGUGGAUGGGAUCGUCGCGAUGCCGGAGGUACCUCUGUGUUUCUCUUUUCUCUCUGUUCCAGGUGCGCAUGCAGCAGAGCUGAGGAAGGAGGUGUCCCACGCCGCUCUCCCCUGGACCCCGGACGUGGUGUGUGUGCUCGCCCCGAGCAACAACCUGACAGCCAGCAGGAACAUCGGAGAGGCGUCGCUGGACUUCGGUGCUCUCCUGGCUACAGUUUGCAACCGCUGGGCGAAGGUGUUCGUGCUGGAUUUCCCUCCACGCCUGAACAUCGAGCCUGGCCUGCAGGAGCUGUUCCGCCAGGAGUUCCGCCGUGUCGCAGCACGCAUGGGUCUCCCAUACGUGUCUGUGGCAGAGCACCUCCCUCUGGACCGUUUGGAGCUGUGGAGCCGUGACGGUGUGCACCUCAGCGACAGCGAUGGAACGCCGAUCCUCGUCCAGGCCCUGUGGGACGCCGCGGUCCGCCAGCUGACUCCUCCUCCUCCUCCUCCUCCCUCGGUGCCCCCCCGGACAUCGCCUCGUGCCAGGGUCUCCCCCGUGCUGGUCGUGACGGGACACAGCCCCGCGGCUCGUCACCGCAACCCACUGGAGUGGACCGUCGUCGGACAGGAGGGCAAGAUUCGAGCAUCUCCGGUGCAAGAGUCUGUCCUCCCGUCCAACCCCGUCUGGUUCAGCGGCGACAUCCUGGAUGCCAUGGAGAGGGUUUCGCCAUCCUCGGACUGCAGCGUCACUUCCCUUCUGCCAGCUGGCCAGUGUGUGUGUGUGAAUGGUUGUGAGUUUUUCUGAGUGCGUGCUGUGUCUUUUUGA
This is a messenger RNA of Myripristis murdjan (pinecone soldierfish), 1048 nucleotides long. RefSeq lists its product as uncharacterized. The record is from RefSeq and is a predicted model, not a curated record. The transcript has 8 exons. The coding region runs from base 47 to 1027 and encodes 326 amino acids. Lineage: Eukaryota; Metazoa; Chordata; Actinopteri; Holocentriformes; Holocentridae.